UAAAUAAAAUUUAAAUAUUUUUUAAUAUCCAAUAUCCACUCAAUUGUUGAAUGAUAACGUUAUAACAUGAAAUUAUAUAAUAGUGUUACGAAAUAGACAAUUACAGUUUGUCGAAAACUGCUACAUAAAAUUUACACUAUAAUAAAUAGGAUAAAACGCAAGAUGUGGAAAAGUAGACAUAUUUUUAUCAAAUUAUAACCACAAAUUUAAUGAAAAUAACAUGAACCCAUCAACAUAACAUUAAUAAAAUUCCAUAAGGAAUAACAAAGUAAAUAUUCCAAAACAAUUGUAGUUUUUAUUUUUAUCUAAGGAACCGUGUAAUGAUAUGAGCUCUUAUUUUAAGAAAAUUAAAUAUUAAUAAUAAAGUAAAAAAAAUCAUACUCACAAUGACUGGAAAUGAAAAGUAUGUAUGUCCUUUGCUUAAAAAUCCAGAAAGAUAUAAUCCAGAUACUUUAAAUUUGGUUGAGAAUUUACAAGCCAGGAACUAUUGGUUGCCCUGUUUAGAACAAAUGGUCAAAAAGUUUGUUAGUAAAGCUCAAUAUUUACACCCAGAUGAUCCGAAAGCUACAGAAAAAGCAGAAGUUUGUUACCAGGACUUUCACAAUCUUCUUGAACAACUUACGUCAGAUCCCAAUAUUUUAAAGCCUCUUAGUGUUAGAACUUUAUUGGAGUUUAAUGAAAAUAACCUACGAUCAAAAUAUUUUAAAGAUGCUUGGCUUGUCCAAAAAGAAAAUGAAAGUACAAAUGCUUUAUCUCAAUUUAAAUCUAGAAUUAAACAGAUAGAUUCUAUUAAGGAUUUUCAUAGCAGGUGGUUUGAGAUAAUACAAGGAGUUUUAGCUGGAAACGUUUUUGAUUGGGGUGCAAAAAUAGUUAUAGAUAUUUUAGAAAGUAAUAAAGGAAAUUUUGGUUUUGAUGAAGCAACAAAGACUAUCCAGAAGAGACCUUGGUUUUCGGAUAAAUUAGAUGAAUUUGUUGACAAGUUAAAGGUCAAACCUUAUAAAACAUGUAUUAUUUUCGUGGACAACUCAGGAUAUGACUUCGUCCUUGGAAUCCUUCCAUUGGCAAGAGAAUUUCUGUCGCAAGGAACAAAAGUUGUGCUAACUGCUAACAGCUACCCAGCUUUAAAUGACGUAACAUUUCAAGAACUUAAUAUAUAUUGUAAAAAAGCUGCGGACUAUUGUAAAAUAUUCGAAAGAAGCUUAUUCAAUGGAAAAUUAGUUACUGUAGAGAACGGACAGAAAGGACCCUGCUUAGAUUUAGCUGAUUUAUCGGCUGAACUAUGCGAAUGUAUGAAAUCAGCCGAUCUGGUUAUAAUUGAAGGAAUGGCUCGUGCUGUACAUACAAAUUUAUAUACAAAAUUAACUGUAGACUGUCUAAAACUGGCUGUGCUUAAAAACGAGUGGUUGGCUCGAAAUUUGGGAGCUGAGAAGUUUUCAGUGAUUUGUGAUUUUGACUCUGCGACUUGAGUAGUAAUAAGGUACCUGAUUAAUAAAUAUUUUAUUUUGA
Diabrotica virgifera virgifera (western corn rootworm) is the source of this 1506-nucleotide messenger RNA. RefSeq names its product 4'-phosphopantetheine phosphatase. Gene Ontology annotation, cellular component: nucleus; cytosol. The record is from RefSeq and is a predicted model, not a curated record. NCBI's taxonomy places the organism in Eukaryota, Metazoa, Arthropoda, Insecta, Coleoptera, Chrysomelidae. Gene Ontology annotation, molecular function: ATP binding; pantothenate kinase activity. The transcript has 5 exons. The coding region runs from base 387 to 1466 and encodes 359 amino acids. Gene Ontology annotation, biological process: coenzyme A biosynthetic process.